AUGGUUAAGUUACCGUCAUCAUCAUCAUCAUCAUCAUCAUCUUCAGACAGUAGCAUUCUCCCAGCAAAACCUUUAACAAGGUCUAAGAAGAGACUCCUUCCAAAGAAUGCUGGAUGGUUUGAAAAGUCAUAUUCAGAGCCACAUAGGCCUAAUACUUCAAAAACAAAUUUUAAUAAUGUAUGGCAGUUAUUUUCUGAAUCUUCUCCAAAGAAAAGCAAUAGAAGACAGAAAAAGAAACAAGUUGAGAAAAAGAAAGUUCCUGCAACUGUUACUCGUCCCACAGAAAUAGUGGAAGAAGAAAUGGAAGAUCUGAUAUUAGAAGAUGAUAUUGAAGUUAUGAGAGAUGUUUCAGGUGCGACAUUCUCCUCACCAAAAAGAUCCGUAAAAUUCAGUAAAUUUUUGCAGAAGUUUAAUAGAUCAUCUAGAAUAAGAAAAGAAUUCAAGUCUCCAAGGCCAGUUAAAAGAAAACGUGUACCAAGUGAUCAUAGACCUAUUCCUGAACUUGAUGAUCUAGAAUAUGAUGUAUUUGAAGACACUGACUCAUCAGAAUGUUUGAAAGUGGCAGAAACAGCUACAACUACUGGUGUAUCUAUACAAUAUGAGAAUCUUCCGAAAUACCUCCAUGACUCACCAUCAAUACCUGUCGGAUUAUCUCGUAAAUUUCAUAAUUCCACAGCAGUAGAUGGACAUCAAAAUAACCUGCUAGAAUUAACUCAGGACAUUUCUGUUAUUACAUCGGGUAGCUCAAAGCAAACCUUUGAAGAAACAACUCCAAGUAGGUUCCCAGCAUUACACUCUGGAAAUAAAAGAAGAAAGAAGAGUUGUAAUAUUAUUGAAGAAAAGAAGAAACCAGUUAGUUCUACCAGAUUAUUUCAGACUAAUAAUUCAGACCUCAGUAUACCUGAUUUAUCUCCAAUAAUACAACUUACAGGAAGACAGUCAAUCAAAAAUAAAUCAAAGAAUAAAAGAAAAUGUUCAACUGAAAAUUGUAGUGAGGACGUAGGGGAAGUAAUUGAAAAUCCACCUUCACCAUUAAGUUUGAUUAAAAUAAUAGUUGAUAAAACAUUGGUUAAUAAACAAAGUACAUUUAGACAAGGUGAUGGAAUACAUCCUAUGGCAGAGUUUGGUAUAUCAUCAAUAAAAAAUGAUGAUGAUGAUGAUGAUUUUCUCCAGCCUAAACCUGAUACCAGAUAUAUUGAUUCUAAAGAUUUCUAUCAGACCUAUGAUGUAGAGGAGAUAGAAGUACCUGAUGUUAUUUGUAUUGAUGAUGAAGACAAGGAUGUGUUCUCAAUGAAAACAAGCAUGAAAGAUGGUAAUAAUUCUAAAAACAAGAUAUCUUUUAAAGAAAAUGGAGAUCUAACUACUAUGAAAUAUAAUACCAACGAUAACUCUAUUUCUGGUAAAGGAUCUGCUAUUGUUGAAAAACUAUUAAGUAGAAAGUCUUCAAAAUUGUCCAAAACAGCUCAAACUAUACUGGAAGUCUCAUCUCCUGGUCCUGGUUCUAUUCAUAUCAAGGAUCAAGGAUCAAGUUUUGUUGAAAAGCCAUGUAAAGUAAACUCUUCAAAAUUGUCUAAAACAGCAAAAACCAUUCUUGAAGUAGCAUCUCCUGUUAUUAGAAACAAUAUUUCUGGUGAAGGAUCAACUCUUUUUUCUAAAGGAAACAUUUCAAAAUUGUCAAAAACAGCUCAAACAAUCCUUGAGGUUUCAUCUCCAGGCUUUAUAAAUAAUAAUUCUCAUGAAGAUUCAACUCUGGUUGCAAAGCCAUCUAACUUUUCAAAAUUGUCUAAAACAGCUCAAACAAUGCUUGGAGUAGUUUCUCCAGUGAUUGGUGAUUUAACCAAGAAUAUGUUUAUGGCAUCCAAAUCUAAUCCAAGCUCUGUAAGUUCAUCAAAACAUCACAAUAGAUCUUUGGAGACCAAUAAACCUGCAGCUAACACUAUACGUACAGACAAUAUUUGUAACAUGAAGCAAGCAACUGUCAAAUCCCGUAGACAGUCUACUAGUAAAGCUGUCAAUAUAUCAAUAUGUUGUCUUCAAAACCUGACAUUUCCACCACCAAUGAAAGUGUUGAUUCGUCAAAAAACAAUACCAAAUGGUAAAAGAUUUAAUACAGAACUUCAAACAGCUGCUGAAGAUAUUUUAGGUAAGGCUGUACCUCUACCAAAAGGCAUCAGCAAAGAAUGCAGGAAGAAGAAAAGUAUGUAUUAUUUUAAAGAUGUUAAAAGAUAUGGUAGAGGGAAGUAACUCAUUUGAUCAUGAAAAUGACCAGACUACAAAUAAUAGUUGUUGAAAUAGUGCUAUACUUCAAUUUUCAACCCUUCAUUCACUGAAAAUAUGUUAAAAGUGCCUUGUGAGACAAUAGAUUUGGGAUUAGGUUUAUGUGUUGGUUUAUAUCCAAAUGAUCUGGAAAAGUUAGAAUUUGAUUAGACAAAAUUGAAGGAGAUAAAUCCCUUGGCCUACUGAAAUUUACUGUGUUAGUGGGUGUAUCUUAGUUUGACAACUGUUUGCUAAAAGUAGCUAACAUAGUUAGUAGUGGUAUAAUCAAAAAUUACCAUUCAGUAAAAUGUAAUAUAAUGAAAUAUUAGUUUUGUGGAACUAUCUGUCUCUCCAGACUGAAGUUUUCAGUGUUUAAUUUAUUAGUAUCAAUAUCAAUACUAACUGUGAUCACUAUAUAUGUAUUUAUUUAUUCUUCUGUUAUAUAUUUAUUUUUUGAUUCUUUAUGUCUAUUUAUUCAUUGAUAAUUUGCAGGACAAAUUCCAUUCUCUAUGUAUUUAAUAUUUAUCAAUUUUUGAUUCAUUUUAUGCAGAGUUUUUGCACUUAAAUUUUUCCUGUUAAUUAAACUGAAUUCUUGUACUUUAGAUCUGAAAUGAAUUGAAUUAAACUAAUUUCAAC
Lottia gigantea (owl limpet) is the source of this 2892-nucleotide messenger RNA. RefSeq lists its product as hypothetical. Lineage: Eukaryota; Metazoa; Mollusca; Gastropoda; Lottiidae. The record is from RefSeq and is a predicted model, not a curated record. Bases 1 to 2244 code for a protein of 747 amino acids. The transcript is spliced from 13 exons.